UUUGUGUGUGUGUGUUUUUUCUUGCAGAUUCUUUCAGAUUAUUAGACACUUAGAUUGUUACUAUAUGAUAGUUAGGCAUAAACCAAGAACUGUUUAGGCAAGGGGCAAAAUGGACCAGUUUCCAGUGCUCCUAUAAGAAGUAACAAGAAGAAGAAGACGUACCUCCAUCCACUUAAUUAUAGUCUACAGCAGCAUCUUUGACUUUAAGUAGGUACUAGGUCUAUUUAUCCUAUGUAAUACAUAUAGCUUCAGUAAAGACUAAAGACCCAAACAAUAGAUUUGCAGUUCUUAUUUAAUUAUGUUUAAGCGUAAACUUAAAGCUUUGCUGCAUCCUGAUCCUGAUCACUUCAAUAUAAAAGAUGAUCAGAGCAUCCGUCAAUUGGUAGUCUGGCUUGAAGACCACAAAAUCCGACACUACAAGAUUGAAGACAGGACUGCACUGAAGCAAACCAAGGAUGAAAAAUGGCCAAAUGUCUUCAAAAAAUAUCUCAAUGAUCUUAAAUGUCCACAUCCUCCCCAGGCCUUGCAUUCUGUUACUGACUGGCUUUUAGGCCUUGCUGUGCAGCUGGAAUAUGGAGAAAAUGUUGAGAAGUACAGUGCUCAGAAGGCAGCGCAUGUUGCGAGUCAGCGGAGUGCAGCACCUCAGGUCGUUAACACAAAUCCCUUGGAUGCACUUGACUUCUCAUGUCCAGAGUUUAGAGAUGGGGUUAAUAAAUUGGCAGAAAUACUGAACAUCCAGGCCCAUCCUGAUCAUCUAGUCACUUUGAAAGCUGUCAGCCACCUUGUCAAGACGCGAUUGUCACAAGAGGCGUUAGCUUCUCCCGGAGAAGUCAUUCACCAGGGCAAAGCCUACCCUAUUUUCGACGCGGACCUUGGUUUUGAGAUGGGGGACAAGCGUCUGAACGACGCGGGUAAAGUGCUUCGUCUGCUCUACAUCCAAGACCUGAGAAAACUCCAGACUUCCAUCAACGAGUGCAUCGUCGCCACUCAAACCAUCACCGCUAAUCCCAAAACCGACUCACGUCUUGGCAAAGUUGGCCGCUGAGAGAAAACUUACUAUCUAGAUUUACACUCACGUGUAGACUUCUCUAUGUGACCUCUACUUCUACACUAAUAAAAUCAUCAUAAUUUAAAA
Messenger RNA from Hyalella azteca, 1135 nucleotides. RefSeq names its product RNA transcription, translation and transport factor protein. The transcript is spliced from 5 exons. Gene Ontology annotation, molecular function: RNA binding. The record is from RefSeq and is a predicted model, not a curated record. Gene Ontology annotation, biological process: tRNA splicing, via endonucleolytic cleavage and ligation. Bases 299 to 1045 code for a protein of 248 amino acids. Gene Ontology annotation, cellular component: tRNA-splicing ligase complex. NCBI's taxonomy places the organism in Eukaryota, Metazoa, Arthropoda, Malacostraca, Amphipoda, Hyalellidae.